Messenger RNA from Xylona heveae TC161, 1968 nucleotides. RefSeq lists its product as hypothetical. The record is from RefSeq and is a predicted model, not a curated record. Gene Ontology annotation, molecular function: mRNA binding. The transcript has 4 exons. Lineage: Eukaryota; Fungi; Ascomycota; Xylonomycetes; Xylonales; Xylonaceae. The coding region runs from base 119 to 1837 and encodes 572 amino acids. Gene Ontology annotation, biological process: ribophagy; protein deubiquitination. Gene Ontology annotation, cellular component: Ubp3-Bre5 deubiquitination complex; cytosol; ribonucleoprotein complex.
AAAACGGCGAGCCGACAGCUUCUUCAGCAUCCGAUAGCUUGCCUUAAUCCUCGUUUUUCAUUUCUACUCACCUGAAUCCGAACUAUCCGAUUUAUUCUACCUCGCGACAUACUUCGCAAUGGCAACAGAACAGCACACUCUCCCUGUUAACGGCAACUAUGCCCCCCAGGGCCAACCAUACGGCUCGGAGUACCACGCUCAAGCUGCCGGUCCGGCUUCUGGUUCUUUCGCCCCCCAGGGUGCUAGCGGUCCUUCUACCACCGACAGCGCCGCCUCUGGCUCCAACGGCAGCGCCUCUGCUACCGGCGCCAUCCCCAAGGAUGAAGUCGGCUGGUAUUUUGUUGAGCAGUACUACACUACUUUGAGCCGGAGCCCGGAGAAGCUUCACCUCUUUUACUCCAAGCGCUCUCAAUUUGUCUCUGGUCAGGAGGCCGAGAAAGUGGCUGUCUGCGUUGGUCAGAAGGCUAUCAACGAGCGCAUCAAGGAGCUUGACAUCCAGGACUGCAAAGUCCGUGUCUCCAACGUCGAUUCGCAGGCCUCUUUCCAGAACAUCGUGGUCCAGGUUAUUGGUGAAAUGUCCAACAAGUCCCAGCCUCACCGCAAGUUUGUCCAGACCUUUGUGCUGGCUGAGCAGCCCAACGGUUAUUUCGUGCUCAAUGAUAUUUUCCGCUACAUCAACGACGAGGAGGAAGAACUUGAGACGGAAGAGGCUCCUGUAGACAACGCCGUUCAGACCGAGGCCGUGCAACAAGCAGCUCCCACUGAGCCUGAGCACAGGACUCUCAGCAACUCUCCCGACCCCAAGGUCCGCGAGCAGGAUGCUGCUAUUAUCGACAAGGAGCUUGAGGAGGAGGUCGCCAAGGAGCCUGAGCCUGCUCCCACGGCCUCUGCCACCAAUGGCGCAGAGGUUGCUCCUGCAACUGAGGACGCCACUGGUGCCCCUGCCGCCACCAAGGAGGCUAAAGAUGCUCUCACUCCUGAUGCUGCCGAUUCUGCCGCCGCCGCCGAGUCCGCCCAGCCUGAGAAGCCAAAGGACCCUGAGCCUACCCCCACCGCUGCUUCGCCCAAGGCUGCCCCUGCCCAGGCUGCCCCGGCUCCUGCUCCUGCUGCAGCUCCCGCUGCCCCCAAGCCUACUGCCCCCAAGACUUGGGCCAACCUCGUUGCUGCCCACAAGGUUGCCACUCCCGUAACCCCAGUGCCCGCUGCUUCUACCUCGCCUGGCCCAGCUCAACCCCGCGCUGCUCCUGCUCCUGCCCCAGCUGCGGCUCCGGCUCCUGCGCCUGCUCAGGCUCAGGCUCAGGCUCAGCCCACUGCUCCUAGAGAUGCCUCUCCUGCCUCUGGCCAAGCUAGCCCCGGUGCCGGCUGGCAAACUGCAGGCAAUGACAACAAGAGACAUUCGCGCCCCCAGCCCACCGCCGGAGCUGGCGAGAAGGAAAAUGUCAUGGCCUACGUCAAGGGCGUCACCGACAAGGUCGAGGAGGCUGCUCUGAAGAGCACUCUUGAGAAGUUUGGCGAGCUGGCUUACUUUGAUAUCAGCCGCCAGAGGAACUGUGCCUUCGUUGAGUUCGCUACUCCUGCUGGCUUCAACGCCGCUGUCUCUGCCAAUCCUCACACUGUAGGCGGCGAGCAGAUCCUUGUCGAAGAGCGCCGUAUUCGUGCCGGCUAUGGUGGAUACGGCCCCGGUCGUGGCGGUCUUAACCGCGGCCGUGGAGGAUCUGACGGACGUCCCCAGGGCCGCGGAGGCUUCCCUCGCGAUGGCGGCCGUGGCGGCUAUGCUCCCCGCGGCAGGGGUGGCAAUGUCGCCCCCAAGGCGCGCGGUGGCAGCCAGGCUGCUUAAAUACUCACUUGCUGUCUCUCCUUAGCGAUUUCCACCGUCCCCUCGGAUCCAAAGCGGGCAGGGUACUACCGCUCGAUCUCUUUAUUCUAGCGAAGACCUUGGUUAGUCAUGAGACCUUGCCAUGGUCAUCU